UGAUAUCAACCAAUAUUUGAUAAAAUAUAAAAGCAAUAAAAUAUGCUGACUGCUAACGGAUCAUUUUCGCUCGGAAUCAUUUUGCGUAUGCAACGAUUGAAUUUAAAUUUAACACAUCCAUUACUGCAAUGACCUACUCAAUGAAGAGGUAUACUACUAGACAUCUACAGUAAAGCGGUUACUAUAUUUUUGAUUGUUUUAUUGUAGUAUUUUUGUUUUUAAUUUAAUGUUAAAACUAUAUUUGAUGACUAUAUAACGUAAAUUUUCUUUUUCUGUUAAGGCCAGAAUUAAUUAUGUACAUAACGCAUUCAAUAUUACAGACUAUCAUUUUUAUCGCUUAAUAAGGGUCGGUCCUAUUUGGUAUUUUAAUUAUUAUCGCGUAGAUUAUGAUAGUGCUAUAUCAAUUAGUAUUGUAUACAUUUUUAAAUUGACUUUAUAGCUUUUAUUAUUAAUCGUAUUAUUAAAUGGGUAUGCGUAAAAACAACAAUUAACAGGGCGUUUGUUUUUGUUUUUUAGUUGAAAAUAAUUUUAAAAUAACACAUCGUUCAUAAGUUGUUGUUGUUUAACAUCAUUUUGGGGUAGCAUUGAAAUAUUUUAUAUUGUAAUAAUAUAUACCUAAAGGCCGUGCCCAGAUACAAGUAUAUAGGUACUUGCUUACCAAUAAAAAUUUUAAAGUUUAGGAAUACGACGUCGACAGCAGACUAGCGCCGGUACACAAUAAUUAUUAAUACCAUACCGUAAACAUGUUCGGGUAAUUUUUUAAUAUUAUAUAAGUUAUAUUAAUCACACUAUAUCUAUAACUCAUUAUAGCUGUAAAUCGAAAUUUGAUGAUCGAACGCUGUGAGCCAUGACGAGCUGCUUGAACAGCUGGUAAAGUAAAUAAAAGAUCUUAUUGGUACUCGAUUCAUAGCAGCGUAUUAGGUAUACUAUGUUUGAACCGACCGAGCGAUACUUGACCGCUAUCCGACUACCGAAUGCUAUCUUUCUAAAGCGGUCAAUACCUACGAUUCUUUUUAUGUUUCAUUUUAUAUGAACACACCUAAGAGUUCGGGUCCGCGAACUAUUACAAUAAGUCGACUGCACUGUCGCGAAGCAUAGCAGCCGGACAGGACGCGCGCGAUCAUGCGGUGCGGACGAUUCGGACGGCGCGCCGUCGUGUCGGCGGCCAUGGCCGCGAUGGCCGCCAUGUGCGCGUUCAACUUCGUGCUGACGCCCUACUUCGAGUGUCUACUGGACGGGGAAAGCUGCGACGAGCACGUGUCGUUCAUGGCCGGCAUAUACGCGAGGUCGGUGAGCGUCACGUGCCUGGCCGCGGUGGCGGUGGCGUGGCGCAAACACCGCGGCGCCGUGGCCGCGUACACGGAGCGCAACGAGCUGCACGACGCGUACAGGACCGCGCCGGCCACCGGGGACGGGCGGCCGCGGUACCUCGGCCACGCGACGUUCGGCGCCGUCGUGUUGUACACGUCGAUGGCGCUCAUCCUGCCGGUCAACGCGUUCCGGCUGUACCGGUUCGUGUCCGACGACCGGCCGGUGGCCGUCAUGGUGUACUUCGCCCUCAUGUACUCGCAGAACCUGUACGCGUGCCUGUACGAGACGCACUUCGUGCGGCUGUUCUACGCGCUGUACACGAGGUUCGCGGACCUCAACGCCGAGAUGGAGGCCGUCGGCGAGUGGAUCGUGGACGGCCGGGCGCAGGCGCAGGCGCGCGAAGAACCGCCGCCGCCGCCGCCCGGCGGCCGCGGCGCCGGUUGGAUACCGUACGACGGCGACGACGACGACGGCCGGCCGUCGCACCUGUACUUCUCGGCGGCCACCGGACAGCCGCUGGUCGACGCCGUCGAACGGUUCCGGUUCCGGCACCGGCUGAUCCGCGAGGCCGUGGACGCGCUCAAGCCCGCGUUCGCCGUGCCCAUAGGCCUGGCGCUGUGCAACCUGUGCGUGAUGGCCCUGUUCGACGUCUACUACCACCUGAAGAACUCGGUCGAUCAGCCGGCCGGCGACAUGGCCACCAUGUACAUAUUCAUGUGGCUCAGCCAGUACACGUUCCGGUUUUUCGUCGUCACCAUGACGGUGGACGCCACUGUGAAACAGGCCAGUUAAUAUAUUAUAAUAUUAUAAUAAUAUCGUAAACAGUCGACGACGUAUAAUAUGCGGGAAAUCAGUGUAUAGACUUUCGUCGGGAGACUUGAUCUCGCAAAAAGCUUUCGAGCGAUAUCUCUACCCCCUUUAAAAACUAAUAAGAAUACAUAAUACUGAUAUUAUUCUACUCUAAAACUUUGGUCCAAACCGCUACUGUCAAAAUUGAAAAAAACAAAUUAUA
This is a messenger RNA of Aphis gossypii (cotton aphid), 2323 nucleotides long. RefSeq lists its product as uncharacterized. The transcript has 2 exons. The record is from RefSeq and is a predicted model, not a curated record. The coding region runs from base 1123 to 2103 and encodes 326 amino acids. Lineage: Eukaryota; Metazoa; Arthropoda; Insecta; Hemiptera; Aphididae.